Molecule: messenger RNA, 2818 nt
Organism: Phascolarctos cinereus (koala)
Lineage: Eukaryota; Metazoa; Chordata; Mammalia; Diprotodontia; Phascolarctidae
Gene: TTC39A
Product: tetratricopeptide repeat domain 39A
Molecular function (GO): protein binding
Source: RefSeq, a predicted model, not a curated record
CUGAGCCCAGCCGGCAGAAGGACGUGGAGCCCUCCCCCGUGGCCAAUCAGCGGAGGCUGGGCCCCUGCCCUCUCGGCCUCUCGGCAGCUGCGGGGAGGCAGGAGUCCUUGCCAUUCCCUGGAGCCGGACUGGACCCUGCCCGGCCCCCCUCAAUGAGCACAGCCGGGGAUGAAGCGUCCCUGCCCACCGGACCCUCCAUGUCCAACCUGAACGUGGCCUUGGAUGAAUGCAUGAUCGCCCUCGACCUCUUUCUCACCAACCAGUUCUCCGAGGCACUCACCUACCUGCAGCCCAAAACCAAGGACAGCAUGUACCACUCCCUGACCUAUGCCACCAUCUUAGAAAUGCAGGCCAUGAUGACCUUUGACCCCCAGGACAUCCUGAACGCCUGCAACAUGAUGAAGGAGGCUCAGACCCUGUGCCAGAAACACCGAAAGAAAAUAUCUGUAGCGGGCUCCUUCAGCAACCUCAUGCACCGUCCUACCCUGGACCAGUUCACCGAAGAAGAAAUUCACGCUGAAGUAUGCUAUGCUGAGUGCCUCCUGCAGAGAGCUGCUCUGACCUUCCUGCAGGAUGAGAACAUGGUGAGCUUCAUCAAAGGAGGCAUCAGGGUGCGGAACAGUUACCAGACGUACAAGGAGCUGGACAGCCUGGUACAGUCCUCCAGUUACCCGAAGGGGGAAAACCACAGCCAUUUUGAAGGAGGGGUGAAGCUUGGUGUGGGCGCCUUCAACUUGACACUGUCCAUGCUUCCUGCCAGGAUCUUGCGGCUGCUGGAAUUUGUGGGCUUCUCUGGAAACAAGGACUACGGGCUGCUGCAGCUGGAGGAGGGAGCCUCUGUGCACAGCUUCCGGGCUGUGCUGUGUACCAUGUUGCUGCUUUGUUAUCACACCUUCCUCAGCUUCGUGCUUGGCACUGGGAACGUCAACAUCGAAGAGGCCGAGAAGCUCCUCCAGCCUUACCUGAAACGUUACCCCAAAGGAGCCAUCUUCCUCUUCUUUGCCGGCCGGAUCGAAGCCAUCAAGGGCCACAUUGACACAGCCGUCCAGCGCUUUGAGGAGUGCUGUGAGGCCCAGCAGCACUGGAAGCAGUUCCACCAUAUGUGUUACUGGGAGCUCAUGUGGUGUUUCACCUACAAAUGCCAGUGGAAGAUGGCCUACUUCUAUGCCGACCUGCUCAGCAAAGAGAACUCCUGGUCCAAGGCCACCUACAUCUACAUGAAAGCCGCCUACCUCAGCAUGUUUGGAGAGGACGAUUACAAACCUUUUGGAGAUGAUGAAGUGGAGCUUUUUCGAGCUGUGCCAGGCCUGAAGCUCAAGAUUGCUGGCAAGUCUCUGCCCACCGAAAAGUUUGCCAUUCGGAAGUCUCGGCGGUACCUCAACCCGAACCCCAUCCCGCUGCCUGUGCCGGCCCUGGAAAUGAUGUACAUCUGGAACGGCUACGCGGUGAUUGGGAAGCAGCGGCAGCUGACGGAGGGCAUGCUGGAAGUCCUCGUCAAGGCCCAGGAGACCCUGGAGAAGUCGCCAGCCAACGAGUUCUCGGUGGACGACCUGUGUGUGGUGAAGCUGCUUCAGGGCCUGUGUCUGAAGCACCUGGGCCAGGUCAGGGAGGCCAAGGAGAACUUCCGGUUUAUCCACACCAGUGAGAAGAAGAUUAAGUAUGACCAUUACCUGAUCCCUAACGCGCUGCUGGAGAUCUCCCUGCUCUGCCUGGAGCAGGGCAGGACCGAGGAAGCCCUCAAAUGCUUGGAAAUGGCCAAACAAAACUACAAGAAUUACUCCAUGGAGUCCAGGACGCACUUCCGGAUCCAAGCAGUCGUGCUUCAGGCCAGGGCGGCCCCCGAGAAUGGGAGCGGCCCCGAAGUGUCUGGGGUGCUCUAGCUGUGGGGCUUGGGGCUGACCCUGAGAUGACCAGAAGGCAGGAAGACCAAACAUUUCAGGACAAUCAGGCCCUCCCGCCCGCCCUCCUGAACCAAGCCCAUAGGAAGUUGGUGGGUGGUGGAUGGUGAAGCAUAGUUGGAAUUGAGUUAGGCCAGGUAGCUCCCCCUUGCCCAAGGCCUGUGGUCACCCCCACACGGGUCAUCACCCUCCACUGUGAUGUUUAACAGAAUGUUUAAAGUUUACAUUUUUCUUAGAAAUACAAUGACCGCCUCAUGGGGGUCACGCAGAGGCUUAGCCCACAUGCCUCUGCCUUGAAUCCAAAUUAAUCAGAAUUGUUGCUUCCUCAUCAUACGAGGCUGGAGAAGGAGACUUUUCAGGUUUCCAGUCUCCAUGGUAUGUAGCUGGACAUGGGUGCCUGUGGCUGGGUGAUGGAUGUCCCCCCGGUCCACAAAGGGCCCACCUCUUCAUGAGACCUUCUGUGGUCUUUCACCUUGACAAGCCUCUGGGGAGCAGGGCGGCCCAGGGGGCUCAGAGUAGAUGCUAGAAACCUCAAGGGGCCUCGAGGCCCUCUCUCACCUUCAAAGCUUCACUUCAUCCUUGACCCCAGCCUGGUGCCUCUGCGACCUCAGAAGCAGCACGGAAGGCACCAGACUAACCAGAGGCAGGAAGGCAGGGGCUCUAGGAACCCGUCUGUGGGCCUGACGAGGACCAGCAUGCCAUUCUGCCCCAUCCUGUCCCUGGCACUGGGUUUAAAACCAAAGGAAUUUGUGAAGGCAGAAGCCUUCUUAACUUUGUUCUAAGACACCCAGUUUAUUUAAUGACAACAGUCUGUUUCCUUGAAAGUCAUGGCUGUCCAUGGUCUGUUCAGUGCAUUUGUGAUUUUUCAUGGUUAAGAGAGAAGAUAUAUUUCAGUAAUAAAAACUGACCCAUUUAAGAAA